UAUCGGGUAGAGAGAGAUAAUAAUACUAGUUAUCUCUUGAAAGUCUUUUCAACUCCGCUCUUUAGAGGCACUCCGCUACCAGCAGAGCAGAAGACCCUCUAUCCUGAAAUCUGGGGCUCUCUUAUGUUCCGUCUAACCCGAGCUUACGGACCUACAACUUACUAACCUUAGCUUUUGUUAGAUCUCUAUUUAACCGUUAUAUAAGAAAUACUAGUCACGUGCUCUCUCUCUAAGGGGUGCCCAUUGUACACGUGGAACGGCUAGGAUCUUGUCUUCGGCUCCGUUCUUAUUCUCACCUGGUCUUUCGUUUACACUCUCAAAAUAUUUGAUUGGUUAGAGAAGGAAAAGAUGGCCAUAAUUGAUACCACCAAGGAUCUAUCCGCCCUGUUUCUUCACCAGGCGAAGGCAACACCCGAUGCUGUUGCACUGGAGGAUGGAUCUACGACAUUAACUUAUGCUGAACUCGACAGCAAGGUCGAAACGUUAGCUACUCGUCUUCGACAUAAUGGAGUUGGCCGUGAUUCUCUCGUUGGCAUCUUGCUUGGACGAAGCGCCGAUUACGUCAUCUCUUGUCUGGCGGCACUCCGUGCAGGCGGGGCUUUCCUAGUUCUCGAGCUUGCAUACCCACCGAGCCUCCUGGCUGAUGUUAUUGAAGAUGCUAGACCAGCUGUGAUAAUAACGCAAAGGGCUCAUGCUGGCAAGCUCACGUCGGAAGCUCCUCUCAUCAUCCUCGAUGAGGAAUCCACAGACACAGACGGGGCUGCUCUAUCUAAGGGGAGUGAAAAGGAGCUGCCUCCCUUACCUUCUGAGAAUGACUUAGAAAAGCUUGCCUUCGUGUCCUACUCAUCUGGCACAACGGGAAAACCCAAAGGAAUCGCAAAUUCCCACCGGGCGGCCGUGCUAUCGUAUAAUUUGCGAUUUGGCAUAAACGACGUCCAACCGGGCGAUCGUGUAGCUUGCAAUGUUUUCUUCGUAUGGGAAAUACUACGUCCGCUACUGCGAGGAGCGACUGUGGUCACUGUCCCAGAUGAGACGAGCUACGACCCUGUUGCUCUCGUCGAGCUGCUUCGCUCUAAAAACAUCACAGAAACUCUCAUGACACCCACAUUACUGGCAACAGUUCUCGCUCGACACGCUCAGCUCGGUACCCGCGUUCCAAAUCUACGCACGGUAUGGCUCAAUGGCGAGGUUGUGACUACUGACCUUGCGCGUCGAGGCCUUAAAGCACUCCCAAAGGCACGCCUUCUCAACUGCUACAGCGCUAGUGAAACCCACGAGAUUGCUUGCGGAGAUAUAAGGGAGAUGAUCAAUGACGAGGAUCGUGUUGUGCCGGUUGGCCCUCCCCUUGAUUUUGAGCACACAUAUAUACUCGAUGAAGAGGGUAAGAGAGUUCCGACGGGUGUCAGUGGCGAGCUAUUCAUUGGCGGAAGUCUAUUGGCACGCGGAUAUCUUAACUUACCGGAAGCGACUGCAAAGGCUUUCACUGACGACCCCUUUGACACGACACCCGGUGCAAGGAUGUAUCGGACUGGAGACACAGCAGUGAUUCUCCCUUCGGGGCUUCUGGAAAUCACUGGCCGUGUUGGAGCUAUGAUCAAAAUCAGGGGCUAUAGUGUACAGCCGCCGGCUGUCGAAAAUGCAAUUAUUAAGCACCUCGCAGUUCGUACUUGUGCUGUGGUUUCCCACGGAGAUGGCCUCGAUCGCCAGCUGCUUGCUUACAUUGUCCCGGACGAAGAGGUAGGGGAUCGAACGGUUGUGAAGAUCGACGAGUCUGGUUUCAGCCCUAUUGCGCGUCGCGCACUGUCCGACCACCUUGCACACUACAUGAUUCCGGCGCUCUGGGUUGAAUUGGACAGCAUGCCUACCCAUGAAGUAUCGGGUAAAGUUGACAUAAAGCAACUUCCCCCGCCAUCUAGGCCUCGAAGCCCUGCAUCGUUGGCCCCUGGCCAAAAUGGAAACCAGAACCAGAAGAUAACGCUUGAGGAUAUUGCGAAAAUGUGGGCUGCAUCUCUAAACAUACCUCUGAAGUCGAUAAUGGCGCAAGAGCACGAUUUCUUCGACUUAGGCGGCCAUUCUUUGGCUCUUGUCGACCUUGUAACGAGACUGACAGGAGGCUAUGGGUUUCCCGUGCCUCUUGGACGAUUGGCUGGAAAUCCCACUCUGAAGGGACAUCUGGAAGUUGUCUGUGCUGCCCGUGAUGGCCACACUGCAGCGGUGCAAGCAGAUCUACCUGCUGUAUUGCGAGCCGAUUCCAUUCUCCCACCCGAUAUAAAGCCAUCUGGAGCUAAGAUGCAGCGUCUCAGUGACGCAGAUACAAUACUUUUGACUGGUACUACUGGAUUCUUGGGAGCCUUCCUUCUAAGUACCAUCCUGGAGACAACUUCAGCACGAGUGAUAUGUCUCGUCCGCUUUGUGGACCUCGCGAACGAGAAUGGCUCGGCUGGAAUUGCACGUAUCCGCAAGAAUUUACUCGACUUGGGCCUCUGGAAUGACUCCAUCCUAGAUCGAAUUGAUGUUAUACCCGCAAACCUGGCGCGAAAACGUUUUGGUCUUUCCCCUGAAGAGUUUGGGGAUUUGGCUUCGCGUGUGCAGGUCAUCAUUCAUUCUGCAGCUACGGUUAACCUGGUAUACCCUUAUGCUGCUAUGCAGGGCGCUAAUGUAUUUGGAACACGAGAGAUUUUACGUCUUGCGUGCCGAGCUGGCGCAACUGUGCACCACAUCUCUACUAAUGGUGUAUUACCCCCGUCGGUUGACGGCUGGUCUGAGGAUGCCAUGCUCAGUGUUGAUGAAGUACCAGAGAAGUUACUUGAUGGGUACGGUCAGACGAAGUGGGUUGCGGAACAACUCGUUAUUGAGGCAGCUAAACGUGGAUUGCCAGCAAGAAUUUAUCGUCCAGGAACUAUCAGUGGACACAGUACCUCAGGUUCUACGAAUACCUACGAUCUUAUCAAUGCCAUCAUUGUGGAGUCGCUGCAACUAGGACACGCACCAGACAUCGAAGGCUGGUAUGCGGAGAUGACGCCCGUCGACUUCGUUAGCAAGGCUAUUACAUCCCUUGCUGAUCUGGUUGAUGCGGACCAGCGCGUCUUCCACGUCGGCGACCCAUCCCCAGUGCCUACCAAGGAGGUCUUUGGAAUGCUGGAGAAGCUUGGGUACCCGACAACACCGCUUGAAUGGAGCCAGUGGGUUCGUCUGUGGGAUGAGAAGAGGGGAUCUCACAAGGGAGAUAAUAUCUUCACUGUUGACAUUCUCCGUCGUGGCAUGCCCACAGCUGACUUCUUAAAAUGGGUCACCGUACUCAAGGACCCUGCGACCGGACCUGCUCUGGCCAAGACUGGACUUCAACGUCCCAAAAUUGAUAGUAAGUUGUUUGAGAUAUAUGCCCGUCACUUCUGCGCCCGAGGUUGGCUACCACGCCCGCCCCGACGCGCGGAAAGCAAUGGUGUUGCGCUGCAAUCCAAGAGAGGCCCGUUGGCUGGUAAAGUCGCAGUCAUCACAGGAGCAUCUUCCGGUAUUGGUGCCGCCGUUGCUACUGCUCUAGCCAAAGAGGGUGCUCACGUAGCAAUUGCCGCUCGACGUACAGACGCGCUUGAUUCUCUCAAGGACAAGCUCGCCAAUCUCGGAGGCAAGGUACUGGUCCACAAGACCGACGUCACGGAUAAGAAACAAGUCGAGUCCCUCAUGCAAACUGCCACCGAAAGCCUCGGACCUAUCGACAUCCUGGUCUCCUGCGCCGGGGUCAUGUACUACACAAUGAUGGCGAACGUGCACAUGGAGGAGUGGGAGCGCACCGUCGACGUCAACUGCAAAGGUCUGAUGUACUGCCUCGGGUCCACGGUCCCCGCCAUGCUGGCUCGCGGCACCGGCCACAUCGUCGCCAUCUCCUCCGACGCCGGCCGCAAGGUGUUCCCCGGCCUCGGCGUCUACUCCGCCAGCAAGUUCUUCGUCGAGGCCACCCUCCAGAGCCUGCGCCUCGAGACCGCCGGCUCUGGUCUACGCGUCACGGCCGUCCAGCCCGGAAACACUGCCACGGACCUCCUGGGCAUGUCGACGGAUGCUGAGGCGAUCAAGAAGUAUGGCGAGCCGACUGGCGCUAAGGUGCUGCAGCCUGAGGAAGUUGCGAGUGCGAUUGUAUACGCUCUGCGCCAGCCUGCGCAUGUGGCGGUCAAUGAGGUGCUUAUUGAGCCUAGGGAUGAGCCGAUAUAAGAUGAGGGGGUCUGGGUUGUUGGUGAGUGCCUAGGUAUAUGAGGUACUCAGGUAUGUAGAGUUAUCGUUAUUAUCAGCUUAGGUGGGCUGGGCUUUGAGGAACGAGGGAGGAGGAAGGGAUGUAUGAAAUAGGGUUUUCUAUGAUUCUAUUCGUGUUGUUCUAAGUAUCUACCUAUCUACCUACCUGUAUAUCAUACCCACUUCCACUUAGCUACCCUACCUACAUACGUGGGUAUCUACUAAUAAUUGUGUUAUUGUUACUGGGG
This is a messenger RNA of Hypoxylon fragiforme, 4472 nucleotides long. RefSeq names its product putative NRPS-like enzyme. The coding region runs from base 349 to 4206 and encodes 1285 amino acids. NCBI's taxonomy places the organism in Eukaryota, Fungi, Ascomycota, Sordariomycetes, Xylariales, Hypoxylaceae. The transcript has a single exon. The record is from RefSeq and is a predicted model, not a curated record.